Molecule: messenger RNA, 1525 nt
Organism: Bufo gargarizans (Asiatic toad)
Lineage: Eukaryota; Metazoa; Chordata; Amphibia; Anura; Bufonidae
Gene: NCCRP1
Product: NCCRP1, F-box associated domain containing
Exons: 7
Coding region: 1-1086 (361 amino acids)
Biological process (GO): glycoprotein catabolic process; SCF-dependent proteasomal ubiquitin-dependent protein catabolic process
Cellular component (GO): SCF ubiquitin ligase complex; cytoplasm
Molecular function (GO): ubiquitin protein ligase activity
Source: RefSeq, a predicted model, not a curated record
AUGUCAUCUCAGGAACAGGAAAAGUCAGCAGUGACUCCUGAGGGACCAGAAAAGCCAAGAGCGACAGUUCAUGUACAAGAGAAGCCUUAUGUGACAGCCCUUGAAUUGGAGAAGCCUAAACCUGCAUCUCAGGAACAGGAGAAGUCUACAGGGACAACUCAGGGACAAGAAAAGCCUAAAAUGACAGCCAAUGUGACAUCUCCAGGACAGGAGGAGCCUAAAGACUGGACCAGGAACAAGAAAAGCUUCAAGAGACCGCACUUGAACAGGAAAAUAAUAAAGAGACCACUAAGGGACCAAAACCACCCAAAUGGAAAAGUUCAGAACAGGAGCCACAGAGGGAACACAGUUCAGCACUUAGCAGAUCUUACUCCAGUAGUGGAGAAAGAACCAGAGAAUGCUCAGGGCUGGUUAGACUUGUGUGACAAGGAAUGGCGUCUAAAGGAGAGGGCAAUAGUCUUGCCAGACAAUGCCAACUGGAAAGACAUCUACAAGAAGAGACCCUUUGGAAGAAACUUUCUGAAAAGCCCAAAUCCAGAAGGUUUAUCCACCACGCAGCCUCUUCCACAAGAAGAAUGCGACCCACCCCCAGAGAAGAAGCCCCUGGAGACAUUAGGUGAUUUCAGUGGCUGGCAAAUAAGUACUGAAGAAAUCCCUGUGGAUAGAAGUAACGUUCCUCCAGGUGUGGUGGUCUGCUAUCUCCCUGAGUACAGUUGGUGUGUGAAGGAGCAGCUGUUGGAUCUGAGCUCUGAAGGUCUUUGGCCCGAGUUGCUGGACUCCUAUCAGCCGGAUAUCUAUGUUCUGGACUGGUAUGAAGACAGCAAACUCCACAAACAGGUGUAUGAGCUUCACGUCAAGUUACUGGCGGAGGACAAGAAAACCAUUUUAGCUCAACUGGACCUAACACCAGAAAAUGACAUGAGCGGGGAACCGAAGGGAUGGAACAUGGUUUCUCAUAUAUUCAAGUCUUAUGGACCUGGCCUUCGGUAUGUUCACUUUUUGCACAAAAGUAAAGACCUGUCAGUCCUGGGAUUCCACCGAACCAGAGUGGCGGACAGCACCUUAUUUGCUCAGCUUCGAGGGUGAAUCCAAAAGCGGCUGAGGACCAUGUGACACCUCUGGAGAAGUCUCUGACCCUUCACCCAUGAACCUCAUUUAUCUCGGGUUCUCUGCACUGAUUCAGCUUAUGCUCCAUGCUGCACUAAUCGGACCUUUGGAUCAUGGAAGGUGGAGGGGUUGUCCAUAGCUGCCAUUCAGACCACACUGCCCCAUCGGCCAGCUUUACAGCUUUCAUGGAGAACCUGUCAGGGCAUCGCAUUGAUGGAAGUCUAUGACCUGGGAACCCACACUGAUCCUAUCUUCUGGCGUGAAGAAGGUCAGAAGAAGUAUUAAAGGGGUUGUUUCACCAAAAAUAUUCUACAGUUUACAAACCAGCCCUUGGAUCUGAAUACUUUUGUAAUUGCAUGUAAUUAGAAAUUUAGUAUAGCCAGUGAGUUAUUCAAUAAAAUGUGUAUGUAUAGCGCCA